GAAGACUCCAAGUCUAAGGACAUUAUUGUCUUUCAACCUUCAUUACCAACAACCAAGCUUACUAUCUAUCCCCCGAAGGACACUGAUUCUCUAUCCACUCUCCGAUCAAUGGCUCCGCCUUCCCAACUGCUCAACGGCGCUGGUGUCACCGCCGGAAAGUCGAUUACUAGUCGUAUGGCUUCCGUCUACAACGAAGUACAAAACAGCCGUCUUGAUCAUCCUCUUGCUCUCCCUUCCGUUUUCAGAAGCCCCUUUAAAAUCGUCGAUGGUCCCGCUAGCUCCGCUGCCGGAAAUCCAGAUGAAAUUGCAAAACUUUUCCCAUCCCUGUUUGGGCAACCAUCAGCAAUAUUGGUGCCAGGUGAAUCUAAUGAAUCAGGAUCUGCCUUGAAGAUAGGAGUUGUGUUGUCAGGAGGACAAGCACCAGGAGAGCAUAAUGUUAUAUCUGAAAUUUUUGAUUACUUACAGGAAUGCUGCAAAGGAAGUACUUUGUAUGGGUUCAAGGGUGGGCCAGCUGGGAUCAUGAAGGGAAAAUAUGUGGUCUUGACCCCUGACUAUAUUUAUCCUUACAGAAAUCGGGGAGGAUUUGAUAUGAUCUGUAGUGGGAGAGACAAAAUUGAGACUCCAAAGCAGUUUAAGCAAGCUGAAGAUGUAGCAAUGAAUCUUGAUUUGGAUGGGCUUGUGGUUAUUGGUGGAGAUGAUUCAAAUACAAAUGCCUGCCUUCUUGCUGAAAACUUUAGGUGA
This is a messenger RNA of Lactuca saligna, 741 nucleotides long. The record is from the annotation of a GenBank genome assembly. NCBI's taxonomy places the organism in Eukaryota, Viridiplantae, Streptophyta, Magnoliopsida, Asterales, Asteraceae.